UCAUGCAUGUCUACUCAGUCAGUAAUAAUUGAAAAACUACAACUAUCAAUCAUAUUGUGUUUAAAUUAGUUUUUUCAUUUCUUGUGUUUUUGUUUUUCUUUAAAAGUGUUUUAAGCCCACACUUCAAAUCAGCUCUCUGUCAAGCAUGAACCAAAAAUUAGAUUAUACAUUCAAACAAGAUUUUAACAUAUUCCUCCUACUCUCUCUACUCGCGUUAUGCUCUUAAGAAACAAAGCUGCUGUGCGACUCCAUGACACGUUUGAGGACGGGAAGGUUUACAGAAUUCACCAGCAGGGCAAGUCAUGUUUGGGGAGGAAAAAAUUUAUUUUUUCCAAGAACAGGCUUAGACAUAAUAAAUUAAUAAGUGAUUAUGGAUAUUUGACGGUUUGUUAUUGACAUAAUCUCUGCCGGGUUUUCAUCUACUAGGCAAUUAGAAAAGGGACAAGUUAAGAAUUGGCUACGAACAUUAAACGUAUAAGAAUGGAAGAAAAGUCUUCUUAAAGGUAAACUAUUAUGCUUCUUUGAACAGAUUAGAACAGCUCUAUGGUUACGGAUGCUAGGUGAGUUGCUAGGUAACUGCACUGUGCCUGAGAGCUUUUUGAAAUGGCUCUUUUUCCAGAUACCAAAAAAGCAUGGACUUAUUGCCAAAAAACAGUUGGGUGGUUUUUUUUAAGCUCUUCGGUUGUUUUUAGAAGCAGUUGAGACACAACUGGAAGCAUAAAAAUGUGAAUUUUUCAUAAUUCUCUUCUGAGGCCUUUAUCUCAGCCUGGAUUGGUUUACAUCACCAUUUGAAAGCUUUCGCUCUCAAUAAGGAAAAAAAAAAAAAACACAGACUAUCGAUAAAUACAUUAUUCUGGUCCAGACUUUCUCAUUGGUCCCUCAGCUUGAAUUGGUGGCAUUGACACAAAGUGACAGUGCUGUAAAAACAGAGCAUCACAUUGUGCUGUGUGUAGGGGUGACCUAUUGUCUGGUACAUAUGCACUGCUAUGGAGGCGCUUUUGAUCGCCGUGGCAUGUGUGCUUCUGUCCUGCUCUGUCAAAGGUAAGUGCUAGAACAAGCAGGGCUGUGCUUGUUAUCAUUUUUUGUUAUUGUAGCAAACUUUUUAAGAUAAUUUUGUUUUUUUUGUUUUUUUCUUUAAGAAAGAAGCGUAAGUUACACGUAUGAAACAGGCCAAGGAUUUCAUGACUGAUGUCUUUGGGAAUGUUUAGAAAUGUUUUAAAUCUGUAUUGUGCAUAUUUUAGAGGAUUUAAAUUUGUUUCAAAGGUGACGACUGGUGGGGGGAGUAUCAGGAGGGGAUACGACACUACAGUGACGAGGACCUCAAUAAGACGUUUCCAGAGAAAACUCGACCCAUGCGCUUCAAACAUCCUCCGUUCCAGUGUCCUGACAUGACCCCGUCUGCUACUGUCCCCUCUUCAGUUGAAUUUGUGAAGGCAGCGGAUAUAAAAGUCAUCGCCGCCUUGGGCGACUCCGUGACUACAGCCGUAGGUGCCAAUGCCACCACUGUGCUGGAAAUCCCAGUAGAGUUUCGCCAUGUGUCGUGGAGUAUUGGAGGCUACGGUACUUUUCAAGACGUCAUAACUCUGGCUAACAUCAUCAAAUUAUUCAACCCCACUCUGCUUGGCGCUUCUCCUGGAAAGACUAUCCAUGGGAAGGGGGCUGAUAUUAGUGAAACCGGCUUUAAUCUGGCUGUGACCGGACAUAACACCUUCAACCUCCCAGAUCAGACAAGAGAAUUAAUUGACACUCUGAGACGACAUGAGGGUCUUAACUUUGACGAAGACUGGAAGCUUCUGACCAUUCUCAUAGGCAUGAAUGACAUUUGUGAUUACUGUAAAGAUAAGGCUCUGUAUUCGGUGGAUAACUUCAUUCACUACAUGACCCUCUCUCUAGAAAUGCUUAUGAAUGAGGUUCCUCGUAUGAUCGUCAACGUGGUGCAGAUUUUGCGAAUGCAUUUUCUGAGGGAGGUACAGAGGCCUACCCCUGGGUGUCGUCUACAGCGGUCCUUCUGCCCGUGCCUGAUCGAGCCAGUGUCCAACUCUCCUGAACUUGAGGAGGUGAUUGAGAUCAAUCUGGAGUUUCAGAGGAGACUCGAGAAGCUGCUGCACAGCGAUCGCUUCCUCAGGAAGGAUUUCGCUGUUGUCCUGCAGCCCUUCCUCAAACACGCCGACUCCCCACGCCUCCCGAACGGGAAGAUUGAUAUGACCUUCUUCACUCACGACUGCUUCCACGUCACCAUAAAGGGACAAGAGGAGCUGGCUAAAGGACUGUGGAACAACAUGUUUCAGCCUGAGGGAGGGAAAAUGAUCGUGAGCAGUUUUUCUGAACCCCUCAAGCUCAUCUGUCCACCAGAGGAACACCCGUACAUCUUCAUCCGCCCGGUCGCAGCCAAGUCGAGUCCGUCUCUUCUUCACUCCAAGUCCACAUCACCGGCUGCCAUCAUCCUGCUCCUCUUUUUCUUCUUCUUCUUCACAAACAUCUCUCGUUACUCAUAAGUGUACUCAUUUCACUGCUAUUUAUGAGUUACAAUCAAUCAAAUAAAAUCCCAGUAAACGAUGCUUCAGCUAGCGGCUGUAUGUGGAAAAGCGUAAAUACUUUUGCAAGGCGUUGUAUUCCAGCUCAGACCUGAGCUUCCGUAGAGAAGCACAGCUGUAAUCUGAGCAAGAACGAUUUAAAUAUGGAAAUGCUGUCAUUCUCUUAUCCACCAGAGAUCUCUUCAGACAACUCUUGUCUUUUCAAGCAGCAUGUGAUUUAGUUGCAUGUUUGCUCCUCGGAUCUUCAGGCUGUGACUGGCCCACUUUCUCUGUUCUCUCCAGAAAUUGCCGUGCAAUGAGAACUCCUGCAACACAAAGCAAGCCACUGUAAAAAGCAUGCAGAUCUCAAAAAUCAGAUGAAACCUUUUGAGUCGUUGUCAUUUGUAAACUGUGGUUUCAUAGGAUGACCCAGACUACGUUGAUGUCUGGCUAGACAGAAAAUUAACAGAAUGUAUUGAAUUAGUUUAUUUAUUAUGAUCACAAACAACGAUGGAGGCUAUUGCGGAUUCUCAGAAGUAGUACAUUUACCUCUUGAAUGAAUAAAUGCACAACAGAGUGGAUGAACUGGAUAGCAUAGCAGAUAAUGAUGGUUUAUUGAAACUUGCUGCAAUGUACACAAGUCUGACACAUUAUACUGUGACUGAGUGGAUAUGCAGCCUUUUAAUGCGUUCUUGUUUAUUUUCCCUUUAUUUUAAAGGACAAAAAAAAAAAAAAAACAAUUAUGAGGUUAUUUUGUAUCAAAUAAAUCAGUUCUGGAUCUGGAA
Xiphophorus hellerii (green swordtail) is the source of this 3298-nucleotide messenger RNA. Its product is annotated as phospholipase B1, membrane-associated. Gene Ontology annotation, biological process: phospholipid metabolic process. Gene Ontology annotation, cellular component: brush border membrane. Lineage: Eukaryota; Metazoa; Chordata; Actinopteri; Cyprinodontiformes; Poeciliidae. Gene Ontology annotation, molecular function: phosphatidylcholine lysophospholipase A1 activity; A2-type glycerophospholipase activity; retinyl-palmitate esterase activity. The record is from RefSeq and is a predicted model, not a curated record. The transcript is spliced from 15 exons. The coding region runs from base 1353 to 2495 and encodes 380 amino acids.